GAAAGUUCCUGCCUGGAACUGUUUCUGUUGUGUUUACGGUGAUCUCGGUUAUCAAGCGUGCGGCAGGCGGCUGGCCCAGUUCGUAGACAACGGUUCGAACCAGAAUUUCAGCUGCUGUCGGUGUCUCCGGAGCACCGGGACGGACGGAAGAGAGCGGCGGGGACCUGCGAGAUCCGCUUUUUCCGCCAUUUGUCCUUCGAGGAAAGUCGGGGGGACCGGGAGGCUAACCGGCCGGGAUUGGAGCCCCCCGACGGGCUUUUGUGGACUCCACUAGGUCAUAUGACGGAAUGUUCCCGGGACUCGCAGGUUAGCGGCUAGUCGGGACUCGGAAACUCCCAGGUGGGUCCGGUUUGGUCCACAUGUGUCCUAUAGGAGAAUCCAGGUGUGUUUCAGGUGAAGCGCGGCUCACAUCAAACUCCGACAGAAAACAAACGUUUCAAACCGAAUUUAAACGCGUCACGCUCGUGACGUCACUCCAACAGAACCAGAGUUUCUGCUGCAGGUUUAAUAAUCCGAGCCCAGCUUUAUUUAACGUGUCCUGCAGGUGUCCACAUGUCCUCGGUCCAGCUGCGACUCUGACGCAAAGGUGUCUGCCUUCAGCUGCUUUAAUGGAGUUCUGAGGCUGCUGGUCCCGUGGAGCCCCUGCAUGUCUGGACUCUGGGCCUAGAACCAGGCUGAAGGUAGGACCUGUCCAAUGACCUGCCAGUCCUCUGAAGCCAUCGAGGACGAGCGACGAGCCAGCGGCAGCAGCACUGGCAUCUGUACCGUGGAAUCAGAUGAGAGUGGGAUGGCCUCCACCAUGAAGGACCUCAGAAACACAGGAUGGUACUGGGGCGGUCUGACUGCUAACGGGGCCAGGGAGGUUCUGCAGGACUGGUGCGAGGGGGCGUUCCUGCUGCGGGACAGCUCCCAGAGGGACUUCCUGUUCACCAUCAGCGCCAUGACCUCAGCCGGCCCCACCAACCUGCGCAUCGAGUACAAACACGGGAAGUUCAAGCUGGACUCGGUGGUUCUGAUCAAACCCAAACUCAAGCAGUUCAGCAGCGUGGUCCACCUGGUCGAGCACUAUGUCCAGCUGUCCAGAACCAGCGAGGCGUCUCCAGCUCCAGUGCUGGGGCCGCCCAACAGGACCGUGCAGCUGCUCCUCACCAAACCCGUCUACAUGGCUGUGCCAUCGCUGCAGCACCUCUGUCGCGUCGCCGUCAACCGGACCAGCCAGCAGGUCCAGAACCUCCCCGUCCCCAACAGACUGAAGGACUACCUGGCAGACUAUGUCUACAGCGUGUAGAGAGAGCAAGGCAUGAUGGGAAGCUGAGCCGUGGCAUGGGCCAACAGGAGGUCCAAACGGCCCGGUAACCAGCAUGAAACCUGGUUCUCUACCUGAGUAGAACCUGAACCGGGUUCUGCUAGAACCUUCUCGUGGAGACAGAACCAACUGGUGAUUGGCCAUUCGGAUCAGAACCGAUCCAUCAGCAGCAGCUUUACUGGAAGUCGUACCUGAGCAGGUGUUUAUGAAGGACUCUCCUCCUGGAAGAUGGACUCGCUGGUUCCUCAUGCUCUGGAGCUGGGUCGGGUCGGAACAUUUUACAGUAUUAUCUUAUGUGUCUUCUCAUUAAACCUGUGAUCAUGGAGCUGUUCUCAGGUGGUUCUGAACCCGGUGGGUCCACCUGGACGCAGCACAUCUAUUUAUUGUUUUGGUUUCAGAGCUUCGCUCCAAAAUUAGGAGUGCUGAUCUAAAUCGGACCUGUCCUGGUCCGGUCCGUGUGCCGCACAUGAAGAAUCUGACUGUUUCAGGUGUUUCUGUAGGGAGGCUGAGCCCGCUUCCUGGUGGGACGAUGCUGUUUAACAGCAGCGGCCUGGGGAGGAGUUGUUGUCAUGACGU
Molecule: messenger RNA, 1882 nt
Organism: Nothobranchius furzeri (turquoise killifish)
Lineage: Eukaryota; Metazoa; Chordata; Actinopteri; Cyprinodontiformes; Nothobranchiidae
Source: RefSeq, a predicted model, not a curated record